Scleropages formosus (Asian bonytongue) is the source of this 3454-nucleotide messenger RNA. RefSeq names its product WD repeat-containing protein 20. The record is from RefSeq and is a predicted model, not a curated record. The transcript is spliced from 4 exons. Bases 86 to 2071 code for a protein of 661 amino acids. NCBI's taxonomy places the organism in Eukaryota, Metazoa, Chordata, Actinopteri, Osteoglossiformes, Osteoglossidae. Gene Ontology annotation, molecular function: protein binding.
ACUGUGGCCGCUGUAGUUUUUUUUGAUCAUUAUUUCCAGGUCAGGGUCCCGGCUUCCUGUGCGCCAGGGCUUGUUUGUAUUAAAGAUGGCCGGUGAUGGAGGCGCCCUGAAGGAUGUCAAUGAGAUUAAGUCGCAGUUCCGGACCAGGGAGGGUUUCUACAAGCUCGUCACCCUUUCGGACUCGCAGCAGCGGGGCGGGAUCCCGCGGGGGCUCUCGGCGGGCGCGGCCGUGGCUCCCGGGGCCGCUGCGGGCGCGCUCCCGGGCGGAGGCGGCGGAGGGCCGGCGCAGGGGCCCGGCGCUGCCUCUUCUUCCUCGGCCACCGCGGCCACGGCCGGCGCCGCCAGCUCGUCGUCCCCGGGCGGCUUCCUGCCCCCGGUGCGCGUGUCCAUGGUGAAGCUGCAGCCGGAGGACCCGAGCGAGGAGUCGGAGCGCGUGUGUUUCAACAUCGGCAGGGAGCUCUACUUCUACACGUACACGAACAUCAAGAAGGCCGUGGACCUCAGCAAGCCAAUCGACAAACGCAUCUACAAGGGCACUCAGCCCACCUGCCACGACUUCAACCAGUACUCGGCAACCACCGACAGUGUCUCCCUCAUUGUGGGCUUCUCUGCUGGCCAGGUUCAGUACCUGGACCCCAUCAAGAAGGAGACUAGCAAGCUCUUCAACGAGGAGAGGUUGAUAGACAAGUCCAAGGUGACCUGCCUCAAAUGGCUGCCAAAGUCUGAGAGCCUCUUCCUAGCCUCCCAUGCCAGCGGCCACCUUUACCUGUACAACCUGGAGCACCCCUGUGGCACGGCAGCGCCCCAGUAUUCCCUCCUGCGCCAGGGCGAAGGCUUCGCUGUUUAUGCCUGCAAGACUAAAACGCCCCGCAACCCACUGCUGCGCUGGGCGGUGGGAGAAGGAGGGCUCAAUGAGUUCGCCUUCUCUCCUGACGGGGUUCACGUGGCCUGCGUGGGCCAGGACGGGUGCCUGCGUGUCUUCCACUUCGACUCCAUGGAGCUGCAGGGCGUCAUGAAGAGCUACUUCGGGGGCCUUCUGUGCGUUUCCUGGAGCCCCGACGGCAAGUACCUGGUCACGGGCGGGGAGGACGACCUGGUCACUGUCUGGUCCUUUGCGGAGAGUCGCGUUGUGGCCAGAGGCCACGGGCACAAGUCCUGGGUCAACGUGGUGGCCUUCGACCCUUUCACCACCACCUUGGAGGAGGAGGAGCCGAUGGAGCUCAGCGGCAGCGAGGAGGACCUGCAGGGGGCGGUGCACUUUGGACGGGUGCGCACCAGCAGCACCCUCUCCCGCCUCUCCAGACACAGCUCCAAGGGCAGGACACCUUCCGUCACAUACCGCUUUGGCUCAGUGGGCCAGGACACCCAAUUCUGCCUGUGGGACUUAACCGAUGACGUGCUGUACCCCCGGCUUCCCCUGUCACGCGCGCUCACCAACACUUUCAGCACCACCAUCCCGCCAUCGGUCAGCGGAGGCAGUAACACCUUGGGCGGGAGCGGAGGAGGUGUUGCUGUGGAGGGCCACCUCCACCCCAGUCACCCUAGCCAGCCGCAGCCUCUGCCACGCUCCCUCUCCCGCUCAAACUCCCUGCCCCACCCUGCGGUAGCCAACGCCUCGAAGGGCCAGGGCGGCUCAGAUGGGGGAGGGGGCGGCGGCGGCGGGACCGCUCCGUUCAGCAUCGGGCGCUUCGCCACGCUGUCCCUACAGGAGCGCAAGUCGGACAAGCUGGCUGGGGGCGGUGGGGCAGGCGAGAAGGAGCACAAGCGCUACCACAGUCUGGGCAACAUCAGCAAAAGCAACGACAAAAUCAACGUGGCGCCUCGUAGCAGCCGCCUCGAUGCGGCGAAGGUGCUGGGCACCACCGUGUGUCCCCGGAUGCACGAGGUGCCCCUGCUGGAGCCGCUGGUGUGUAAGAAGAUCGCUCACGAGCGGCUCACCGUCCUCGUCUUCAUGGACGACUGCAUCAUCACAGCCUGCCAGGAGGGCCUCAUCUGCACGUGGGCGCGGCCUGGGAAAGCGCAAAACUUGACAGCACAGAACGGGAACUCCCCGAGCGGCACAGUCGUAUAGUUGUAGGUGGAACUUUGCGUGCGGCGGGCGAAGGACGCGGAACUCUCCUUGACAGCCCAGUCAGCCGUGCCGUCACCGCAGUAUUGCAUCCUGUCCAUGUCAUUCCGUGUCUCCUGCGCCUUUUUAUUGCUCCUUCAGUGCCUCGGAAAAACGACAGGACAAACGCGGACAGCUGUUCUCUCCCGGGGCCGUGGAGAACUCCUCCUCCUGUUAUUCCUUUGAAGCACCAGAAAACCCACAAAUGUUGUAUUUUAUUUAUUUUAACCCAACAGACUCUAGUAUUUAUAUUGUACAUAUUCAGAAUACCCUAUAAAUACAGAUGACUAGAUGUAUCAAAAUACUACGUCAAAGAGGAAAAAAGUAUUUAAUAUAUGAAGAUAUAUAUAUAUAUAUAUAUUGUAUAUAGCAGCACAGUUAAAUGGAAUGUUUGCGCUUAAGGAAGUGAAACCGUUAUGUUUGUGUGUUAUACUCCUGAAACUGUCAUGUCCAUUAAAGCGAACAUGUAAUCCGUGUCUGAGAGCUGUGAAUUCUGGAUUCCAAGCAUGAUACUCCGAUGCACAAAGAUGCGAUGUACAAAGUAAGCUUCUCUUGACUGCUAUGCUCAUAUAAAGGGACCUGAAGUUCUCCUGGGAAGAUGUUCCACUUUUUUUUUUUUUUUUUUUUUUUUUAAUGCAUACAGCUAUAUACUGUGAAACAGCACACGUGGAACGCUGUAGAUUCUGAUAUACUUUUCACUUGUAUUGUGACAGCAUUUUCUCCUGAACAGUUCUGCAUUUGAAUGGUUGAAUUUAGACAAGUGGAAGUGCGAGGCCAUUGCAGCAGCCGCUUUGUGCUCUUCGAAGGUGUGUUUCAUUCAGUCACACUCCAGUUUUCUGGAUACCUGUGUACCUGUGCUGCUGUUGCUGAUGCUGUUGAAUGGCCCACCCAGCACCAGUGUUCAUGUCCUCUACGGGAAGACGGAGAAGGCCGACGGUGCAGCGCAGCGUUGAAGAGACUCCGACUUACCAGGUCGACACAGAUGUGCGAAAGGGACUAAAAUCAAGCUCUUCCUGUUUUGUAAGUUGAAGAAACAAGAACCACCGCUGUGUUCCAACCCAAACACUUCGAUGCACAUAUGCGUGGCCAUUUCUGUAAAGUUUCACCAUUCUGUUGCCUUGUUGAUGAGUAGAGGAAAGGAGAGUCACCAGUCUGUAUCUGAUGGAAAAUAACUGGCCCGUGUCUUGAAUUUCCCAUUAUGACGGUAUACGACAUCCAUAGCAUGUGAUUGUUUUUGUUUCUCUUGCAGUGUGUUUCUAAUUCUCAAUAGCACUAAUGCCUGAAAUGAAAUGUGGCAAAUAUUUUAAGUUUGUAUUUCAAGAACUGUUAUUAAAACUGUAAACUCUG